Messenger RNA from Fonsecaea pedrosoi CBS 271.37, 2292 nucleotides. RefSeq lists its product as uncharacterized. The transcript has 2 exons. NCBI's taxonomy places the organism in Eukaryota, Fungi, Ascomycota, Eurotiomycetes, Chaetothyriales, Herpotrichiellaceae. The coding region runs from base 1 to 2292 and encodes 763 amino acids. The record is from RefSeq and is a predicted model, not a curated record.
AUGGCCGAAGUCAACGGCAUCGCAAAGCACGAAGAUACCAGUACGGUUUCCGCAUCACACCUGGGUAAGCGGAAGCGCACGGUUUCCCCCGAAGUUGCGCCAAAAGACACUGCUCUACAAUCGACCCUACAAGAUGUCCUGCGAGUUCUUCGCAAACAUGACACCACUCCGUCGCUUCUCAAAUACCCUUUGUCUUCAUCGAAGUCCGGAGCACCUGACAUCAAACGGGCCCGCCUUGUCAAGUCAGAAUCCGCCAACGAUACUAUCGAGGAUCGCAUUUUGACGGGCUCAUAUGACUCUUUCCGCGCCCUGAAAGAAGAUAUCCGAAGUGUUCAAGAUGCCCUGAUCACCGACAUAUCUGCUACAACACAGAAUGGCAACGUCGAAACCGAUGUCCAAGGGCAAUUAUCAACGCUAAUAAAUGUGCUCGACAAGUAUGAAACUGAGUCUUCAGAAGUCGCCAAAAUCAAAAGUGAAGACUUCCCGGGGGCGGACUUGAUCAGCUCAAAUUCUAAACAGUUCCUCUCUCUGCGCAGCCAAGUCAAUGGUGGUGUCCAGAUUCUCUUCUCGGGCCUCCAGGUUCCUCAACAACCCGGAAAUGACUGUGCAGCUGUUAUACCCGAGACUGAAUGCUCAAGGCUACCUAACGGAUUCGAACUUACAGACUUCUCGUCAUUGGGUGGAGAUCAAGAUGCAACGAAGAAGCAAGAAAGGAGGUCGUUCGGGACAGUCUUUCGUCCGAUCGGCCGAGUCAAGCCUCUAGAUCUGCCGCACACGGCAAGGGACGUGGCGAGAGGCAACAAUCUGGAAUUCAUUCCAAACUCUAGCCGGACAGAGAAUCUACCCCAGAACAAGCACGACUACAAGUUUGCGAGAUUGGCUACGAGUUCAUGGCUCUCAUAUUCUACCACAAGUACCCAAUCACAGCAGGAUAGGAGGAAGGUACAGCCGACGUCCAGAAACAAUGAUUUCAAAGCAGCCCUCGAGGCCAACAGCGUGCGACAUGGUCAUGACCUGACUGCAGAUGAAUUGUUCAGCUCUGUCUAUUGCUCCUUCGCGCCAACCUCAGACAAUGCAUAUUCUCUUGUCUCUGCCAAAGACAAAAGUCGGCAAUGGUGGCAACAUCACGGCGAGCAAAAGCUGUCAAGGCUUUUCAGGACAAGGGACACGGUAACAUCACUUGUUGAUGGACAAAAUGGAGGAACAGAAGACAAAGACGAGUUCGCCGAGUUGGUCGCGAACUUCAAGCCUGAAGAAGACGAGGCAGAAGAAGCCCAACCUGAAGCCUCAGAAAAGGAUGUUGAGAAACUUCUGGGAGAGGUUUCCGAAAUGAUUGAAACACUCAGCUCCUAUCAGAGGAACCGCAGCCUUGAGACCAUUGUGUCUGGCGCCGUACCGAAGCCAACACACCCGGAAAUCGACACCUUUGAGAUGCUGAGAGACCAACUGAACAUCUUAGUCUCGUCAUUGCCUCCUUUUGCCGUCGCCAAACUCAACGGCGAUCAACUCGAAGAGUUGAACAUCUCCACAAGACUUGUUGUCGAAGUGCCAGACUAUCCGGGGACAGGACAAAUAGAUGACUACAUGACGCGUCGACAAAAGAUAGCCCACCAAAACACAACGGCAGUAAACCGUACGACGGGGACACCUCAACAAGUUCGCCCGAACUAUUCUCAAACACAGGGGACUCCGAUAGCAUACAACACCCAAGUUCGAAACUACAAUGCUUCUGUGCCCGCCACUGCAGCUUACGGCAUUCGAGCACAACAGAGUUAUCAAACCCCCACCAUUGCGCGACCAGCCUAUCAGCAAAAUGCAUAUCAAGCUUCGGCAACCCCUUACUCAUCGUCUCGACCCACGAUACAACAGUUUCAGCGACCCUCCAUGCAGAAUGGUUAUGGAAGUUAUGGCAGCAACGCGUCAGCGCCGACCCAGACACAGCCGCAAACCCCGGGCGGGUAUCGACCGACUCAACCCGGAUAUCAACAACGGGCACAAGACAAUGCUGCCACACUGGCGCGAUCUGCCUCACCGCAGAAGCCAAUAAUCAAUGGUGUUCCGGGGCAAGGACACCAAUACCCGCGUCGGCCAUAUCAGACUCCGCAAAGUCAGCAACCACAGACACCGUACACUUAUCAGCAGAGGCAGGUUUCUGGGACCCCCAGCACACCGAUAGCAGCUGCAGCUGCAACAAUUCGGGGUCCAUACGAUGGCAGAUACGACGGUGCAACGGAUCGGAGCAGCAAUGCUCCGGGCGAUAGUUCCUCUCAGACUAUAGAGGUUUCUCGGUAA